UUUUAACUAUUUUUAUAUUUAUUUGUUGUUAAUCUUAUUGAUUAGCUGGAGGAUUCUGCAUAUAGUCGAAGAACCGCAUGCUUUCUGCUUUAGUGAGCACUUCACAUCAAUUAGCAUUGACCGUUUUUCAAAGACGAUGAGGACGAAUUUGUGCCCUUAUCUGGUUUCAAGAAUCAAUCCAGCUGCAGAGGAGCUGCAGACAUCUGACUUUUGACCUAAUCAGACCUUCUGGGAUAAAAAUUUUUGCUGGGACUCUUCAUCAUCUGGUGGAUAUAAAAUGCUUAUAUAUAAUUUUCUUACCAAACAAGUGACUGAUAUGAGGACAUCUUAUCAUCUUCAGAAAGAAAGGACUGAAAAGGACUCCACCAUGAAAUCUCUGUCACUCAGAAUGACAAUUUAAAUGUAUUUAUGCAGCAAAAAAGAUAUUCCUGUUAAAUAAUAUAUGCCUCUAAUCCAUCCCUCUUUGUGAAAAAAGUAUAGAUGUUAACAGAGAGGAGACCCAUUCCAUCCUAACAGCUAAUCUAAUUGCUAUCAUUAUCAAAGUGCUGGCUGUCUCAGUGAGGUGUAAUUAUGUUUGUUCAAAUAGGCUAGAAUUGGACAAAACAGAUUAGUUACCCACAUACUGCAUCCCAUUUGGAUGUCUAACAGUGACAGCAUAUUGGAUUGAGUGGCUUUUACUGGAACUGCAUGGAGACUACUGGGCUGCGGAUGAAUAACAGUGUUAACCAAAUAAGUGAAGGGGAAGAUGUGGAUAUGAUUAAAACUUUGUUGCCCUUCUUGGAUGGGUUUAUCCUGCUGAGUGGGCUGAUUGGUCAAACCCUGGUGAUAAUUAUUCUCACAAGCAGAAGGAAGAAAGAAAGUCAGCCCCCUCACGGUACCGACACUCUGCUGCUGGCUCUCUGCGCUGCUGACCUGUUGCUCCUGGUCUGCCAGCCCUUCCAUACCUUUGCUAUCACACGGGGCGCCUGGCCUUUUGGCAGCUUCCUCUGCAAAGCAAUCAGCUUCCUUGGAGUCGCCUGUUCGACUGCCUCUGGGUUCACCCUGGCAGCUUUGGCAGUAACCCGCUACUUUAUAGUGGUGCAUCCCACCUGGAGCUACCGUGCAAGGAUGAAUAAGAGAAUCAAAGUCAUAGUGGCUCUGCUCUGGAUCCCCGCCUCUGCUUUGGCAUUACCACAGUUUGCCUUCCGCACAAUUUCAUUUUCCAACACUGUGUACUGCUUCGCCUUCCUUUCCGACCUCAGCCGCAUGGUCUACAGCAUCGCUCUGUUUCUAUGUGGCUUUGCUCUUCCUUUAAGCAUAAUCGUAGUCAUGUAUGGGAAAAUCUAUUGUUUCCUUCAGCACACUCGGCGGAUAGGGAAUGCCCCACAGCUGGAGCGCUACCAACGGCAGGUCACUCACACCUCGGCUCUCCUAGUGUUGGUUUUCACUGUAAUGUGGCUGCCCUCCUACAUCCUCAUGUUCUCCAUCAUCAGUGGAACUCCAACCGGCUCGCCAGGCUUCAACACCUUUGCCCUCCUAGCCAGAGUCUUGUCUUCCUCCGUCGCUGUCGUCAACCCUGUGCUGUAUGGUUUUAUGUCUCAGAAGUUUAGAAGAGAUUUGGUGGAAAUGGGGAGAAAAUGCUUGGCCAGGUGCCAGAGGUGUCUGAUGUGGUGUUUUUGUUUAACAAGGCGGGACGCAGUCCGGCCGUUUAAGCAAGAUACUAGCUCAGAGAGAGCCUAAAACUUGCUCUGUUUCAAAAUCAACAAAAGACUAGAUACAAUGGAAGGAGAUAGUAAAUG
Messenger RNA from Cyprinodon variegatus (sheepshead minnow), 1778 nucleotides. Its product is annotated as galanin receptor type 1-like. The record is from RefSeq and is a predicted model, not a curated record. The coding region runs from base 688 to 1719 and encodes 343 amino acids. Gene Ontology annotation, cellular component: membrane. The transcript has a single exon. Gene Ontology annotation, molecular function: G protein-coupled receptor activity. Gene Ontology annotation, biological process: G protein-coupled receptor signaling pathway. NCBI's taxonomy places the organism in Eukaryota, Metazoa, Chordata, Actinopteri, Cyprinodontiformes, Cyprinodontidae.